AUGGACUACACGCGCCUCAGAAAAGACGAUGACGAGGAGUUCGUCUACUCCAAAACAACACCACCAACCCAACCACCACAAGGCCGUCCCUAUCGCUCCAACGCGACCCUUCUCUCCAGCCUGGCCCUCACUAUCUCCAUAAUAACCGGCAUCUUCACGUUGAUAGCGUACAUAAACGGUCCACGCAAUCUCAAACCCCAAUCACCAGACUCCCUCUUCCGCUGCGGCACAUCCGCCGCCCAAGCCAAAGCAGCAGGAUGCCAUUUCGACCUAAUGUCCUUCUCCUGGUUGCCGUCCGCCUGCUACAACGAAGACCUGACAAACGACUUCCUCAACUACACGGACUGGAAAUGGUCGCUCGACAUCGAGGGGCGCCACCUCGUCCCAAAGGAGUAUGUCCAGCAGGGGGACUUUGAGUACCUCUUCACGAGCUACGAGUAUCAUGUUGUGCACUGCGUGUUUAUGUGGAAGAAGACGCACCAGGCGAUUCUGGAUGGCAGCUUUGAUCACCUUGAUGGGUAUAUCGCCGGACUGGGACAUACAGGGCAUUGCGGGGAGAUGUUGCUCGAUCGGGGAACCGACUUGAAGACCUGGGGGACACCGGGGUGGACGAAGUUCCCGGCUUGUGGGAGGGGAGUGCUUAACUUGGAACAGGGGUGGUAUCGCAUGCAUAAUGGGGAGAAGGCGUGGGGGAUGCCGGGUGCUGGGGGGCAUCAUCAUAACUGA
This is a messenger RNA of Aspergillus fischeri NRRL 181, 726 nucleotides long. RefSeq lists its product as uncharacterized. The transcript has a single exon. Lineage: Eukaryota; Fungi; Ascomycota; Eurotiomycetes; Eurotiales; Aspergillaceae. Bases 1 to 726 code for a protein of 241 amino acids. The record is from RefSeq and is a predicted model, not a curated record.